Messenger RNA from Pimephales promelas (fathead minnow), 718 nucleotides. The record is from RefSeq and is a predicted model, not a curated record. Lineage: Eukaryota; Metazoa; Chordata; Actinopteri; Cypriniformes; Leuciscidae.
ACAUCCACGAGACGUAAACAACGCGCGCGGACGCGGUGAAUUAUGGGAUAUCUUCCGUCGGCGGCGCGGUGCCGCCAUGUCUCCUGAAGAUAAACGGCGGCUAGUCGUUUUCUCCGCUGUGGUCUUCUCGUUAUUCCUCCUUUUACUCGUUUUGAGCUACAUACCAGCUUAUUUGUACAUACUUUUUAUCUGUGUCGCGUCUUGUGUUGUUUAUUUUCACAAAGCGGAGGAGCUGCAGCUCUUCGAGAGACUAGGCCUCAAUCCUCGCCGUGGAUUGAGCGUCCCGCCGGCUCUUUUGCGCUGGUUACCGGGUAGGACUUUGAGCGGAGUCCCGGCCGCAGGCAAAAACAAGAUACGUAAAAGUGAUGCUAGAAAUUCCUUUGCGUCACCCAGCGAUAGACAUUUUGCAGGCUCGUUUUAUAGAAGAGAACACACGCUCAGUGACUCGGUGUUCAGCCCUCGGGAUUUACUCAUGGGAAGUUACCUCGCCAAGGCUGAAGAAAGCCCCUCCGCCGCCUUGAGGCCCGCUGGAGGCUCGGGGGCUUUCGUCCACCCCAGAGAUCACCUCCGGGAGAGACUCGCCCGACCUAAUCAUGCUGUGCACACCCCUAACAGGAGACUGUCAUUCGGGGACCCUGUGAGCGCUGCGAGUCGAUUCACCAUCACCCCCCACAGACAUUACACUCUUCAGCAGACGGGACGUCUCCCAUCGGAGUGA